Owenia fusiformis is the source of this 1357-nucleotide messenger RNA. Lineage: Eukaryota; Metazoa; Annelida; Polychaeta; Sabellida; Oweniidae. The record is from the annotation of a GenBank genome assembly.
GGAACAUCUCAGAGCAUCACAAAACAGAAAAGAGGGUAAUCUGUACGUCAACCAAUCAUUUCUUAGAUCUAUAGGAAGACCAGUUCACCAAGACAUUGAACUAGACACUGUCAGUUGUUCGAAUCCAUUGCAAGAACCGCAAUAUGAUAAUAGUAAUGAAAACAUCGAGCCUGUCGUAUCAAGCAAUAUACCAACAGUGCAUCAGCAGAUUUAUUCACAACAGGAACAUCUCAGAGCAUCACAAAACAGAAAAGAGGGUAAUCUGUACGUCAACCAAUCCUUUCUUAGAUCUAUAGGAAGACCAGUUCACCAAGACAAUGAACUUGACAGCUGUUCGAAUCCAUUGGAAGAACCGCAAUAUGAUAAUAGUAAUGAAAACAUCGAGCCUGUCGUAUCAAGCAAUACACCAACAGUUCAUCAGCAGAUUCAGCAAGGACGAAAUGAAUAUGAACCUGAGAAUAAUGCGCAUGCUCAAGAAGAUGUGUCUCCUAGUAAUCAAGAUAAGACCGAUGCAAAUAUAUAUGCCAAUGCUAACGUAAUCAAAAACAAUCAUCAAUUUAAUAAGGAAGAAAUCAAAUUGUUCGAUGAUGGUAGACUUGGGAGUGGGAACUUUGGAGAUGUCAUAAAGGGAAUGGUGAUUGCAACUGGAGUCAAUGUAGCAGUAAAGGUUUUAAAAGAUACAGCAAGUGAUAAGGCAAAAUUGGAUAUUAUGGAAGAGCUGGCGCUUAUGAAGCUGUUUGAUCAUCCUAAUGUUGUCAAGCUGCAUGGGUGGUACAGAUCUGAUGGUACAUGUGCAAUCGUUCUGGAGUAUUUAUGCAAUGGUAGUUUAUUAUCACAAUUGAAAGGAAGAAGACAUGAUCUACAUGUUAGAGAUUUGGUAAAAUUCGGCCUUGAUACGUCAUUGGGGAUGGGAUUCCUACAUUCACAGAAGGUAGUCCACCGUGACCUGGCUGCAAGGAACAUCUUGUUGGAUGAAGAUUUCACUUGCAAAGUGUCCGAUUUUGGUCUUUCCAGAGAUGUUUAUGAACAGGGGGAAUACGUCACUAUAGGCGCUGGUGGGCCGUGGAAAUGGUGGGCGCCUGAGGUUAUAACAACCAAUCGGUUUACGUUUGAUAGCGAUGUUUGGAGUUUUGGCGUCCUCCUUUGGGAAAUAUUUUCAUUUGGGGAUAAACCUUACCGAAAAAUGAAGAAUACAAACUUAGCUGAAUAUUUGAAGAAUGGAAAUAGAUUAGAGAAGCCAGAGCAAAGUCCAGACAAUGUGUAUGAUUUGAUGAAGCGCUGUUGGAGUAAAUAUCCGAAGCAACGACCAUCUUUUGAUAACAUAGCCCUUGUACUUAAAAGAAUUCUUGAAGAUCUC